Messenger RNA from Plasmodium coatneyi, 2439 nucleotides. RefSeq names its product Origin recognition subunit. Gene Ontology annotation, biological process: DNA replication. Gene Ontology annotation, molecular function: DNA replication origin binding. The record is from RefSeq and is a predicted model, not a curated record. Bases 1 to 2439 code for a protein of 812 amino acids. The transcript has 2 exons. NCBI's taxonomy places the organism in Eukaryota, Apicomplexa, Aconoidasida, Haemosporida, Plasmodiidae. Gene Ontology annotation, cellular component: nucleus; nuclear origin of replication recognition complex.
AUGAUGCAGAGCAUCCAGGUGAACUCACCCAAAAAAGUCGUGCGGAUGCAAGGAGGAAGUGACGAAGAUGAAGAAAACGAAAAAGAAGAAUACCUCAUAACCAAUCUCACCGAAAACAAUAAAAAUAUGCCCAGUCUUAUAGUCCGUAUUCCAAGCAACAUGAAUAAAUUUUUAAGUAAAGAGGAAGUAAAAAUAAACUUUAAUGAAGAUAUUAAACUGCCUAAUAAAAAGGGGAGCAAAAAGUUGCGCUCCUUUAAGAUGGAGCCAUCUCCAACAGGCAGCUGUGAGCAGGUCACUGAGAAGACCACGGAAAAUACCUACGGGAGUUCCGAUGUCAAAGUGGACAGUACGUACCAGUCGGACGGGACAGAUGGAGGGGUUACCCCUAGGAAUGGGUUGCUCCCAGAACGGGGCAGCGGUGAAAGCGACGAUGAUAGAUACGACGAAGGUGACAACGAUGAUGACGAUGAAAUGAGUGAGGGACUCAUCAAGUCAUUCAAACAGAACUACGUGGAGAAGCACCAAACGGACCCUUACAAUGAAAGUGUUGCCUUCCUAAGAGAACACACAAAAAAUGAACUAGAAUAUUUUCUUCAAAAAAAAAAACUACACAGUUCUUACGAAAUGAAUAUAAAUGACAUUAUCAACAUCGACUAUGAUAAGCUGAACGAGAAAAAUAUCAUCCCGUACUUCUUAACCAACAUGUUCGAUGCAGAACAGAAGAAGAAGAGGGAGAAGUUGAAGCAGCUGUUGGAGGAUAAACGGAAGUCCAUGAUGGAGAGAUCAAAGAGGAGGCAUAACAAACAUAUGGAUAAGGGCAUCGCAGCGCGCCAGAAGGGAAAGCGCAGACGCAGCUCGAAGGGGAGGACACCGACGAAGGGGGAGAAGAUACACAGCGCCAAGUUGAAAAGGGAGAAGGGUGCAGGUGCAAACGGAAAGGUGGACCAAGAGGAUGACGACGCUGACGAUGAAAAUGAAGACGGUGAUGAAGAUGACCCCGACGGAGAGGACAUCUCUGACAGCAAGGGCCACUCCGAUCGGGGGGACGACUCCGGAAAAAACAAACAGGGGGCAAAGCUAGUCGGGGUAAAGGACAAAAGGACGCGCACAGAAGAGGACCCAUACCUGGACGACUUCGAUAAAGACGCCGACGUGGACGCCGAUGUGAACAUUUACAACGACCCGACGUUAUACGGAAUUGAAGGCAGCAGUGACUACUCAGAGGGGCUAAAGAGUGACGUAGAAAAUUCGCAAGAGGAUGAAGAAGCAAAGGAUCAACAACAGAUGGGAAACAUUUCAAAGACACAGAAGAAGAAAAAAAAAAAUGCAGAUGAUUUGGCAGAGGAUGAAGAAAAAAUAGAUGAUAUAAUAGAUACGGAAACGCAAAAAUUAAUCUCAUACGAUUACUACUCUAGUGUGAAUAUAAAAGAAGUGGUAAAGCCGAGUUAUAAAAUAAAAUCCUUAACCCCCUUUAUUCCCAUUGAGGAAAAUAUCGAUAAUUUAGAUCACGUCCAAAAAUUGCAAUACUUGAUUAAGAACCUGCCGCACACACAUAUAAAGGAGAAGAGGUCUCUGUACCACUACAACAUUAAGCAGUUCAUAAAGUGGAAAGUCUAUCUAAUGAAUAAUAUAAAUAUUUGCCUUUACGGAGUGGGGUCAAAAUAUCACGUCCUCAACCUGUUCUGUAACAUAUGCCUAAAUGAUGGGAACAAAUGCAUUGUGCUAGGAUUCGAAGAGGAAAUAAACUUUGAAGAAAUUAUAACACGCAUAUUGGAGUACCACUAUAAGUACAAAACGUCCAAAAAUUUAAAGUCCUUUGAUUUGCUCUACGAAUUAAUACACAAAGUAAAUGAGACUAAUUUACCCCUUUAUUUUGUCAUCCACAAUAUAGAUAACGUAAAAUUAUACCCCUACUAUGAAUACUUUUCUUUUAUGAGUCAAUAUGAUAAUAUUCACUUUGUUUGCUCUAUCGAUGAUGUUUCCUUUGAGCUCAACAUGAACUUCAAAAAUAUCAGCUCGAUCAAUUUUCACUAUGUGAAGUGCCACACGUGGUUAGACUACCGCCACGAAAUUCUGAGGCAGUGGAAUAAGUUCCUCCCAGAAUGGGUGUUCAAUAAAAAGUGCGAAGAAGUAGACGUGAAGAAAAACAUAGAAACUAUAUUAAAUGCACUUAGUAUAAAUCAUAAGAGACUCUUUAAAAUUAUUGCGUCCAUCCAGUUGGAAAAUUUGGAAAAGGGCAUCUACGGGGUGGAGAAGGAAUCCUUGCUCCAGGAUAAGCGAAUAUUUACCGUCGGAGCGUCCAGCAUUAGGAUAAACUCCCUUCUUGUCGAGUUCGUGUCUCACAAUGUUAUCACCGAAACGAGGCUCAAGGAGGGGAACACCUUCCUCAAAAUAAAUGCAGACAAGGAGGAACUCAAGAGGGUCGCCGAGCAGUUGUAG